AACAUUUAGUAAAAUAUUGUGCAAAACACUCUAAAAGAUGACACAAAAUGCAAGCGUCUUACGAUUUCCGUUUUGUCACAAAGCCUAACCGCAUUGUACAUUUAACUUCAUUCUUUUGAGACUGGGCCUACGAUACUCACAAGUUGAGUACUCUGCUGCCAACUACAUGUAGGUGAGAGCGACAAAAACACAACAAGAAGUGACAUCUUUUCGUGACUUCAUGAAUCCCAAAAGUGAUGAAUCACCACCAUCCAGUGGUCGGGAUAUGAAUGGUAGUGGCGCUCAAACGCAGAAUGUCGAGGCUGGUGUCUGUCUGGGGAAGGGUCGACAGAGCACCCAAAACCGAAAACAAAGACGUGUUCAGCAUAGCCACAUGUCUGGCCCUUUAAUCAUAAAAGCAAGGUUAGUACAGGCAGAUGCAGGAUCACUGCAAGGAUCCGAUCUUCCUAAAGCAUGGCCACUACACAGCAACGCCGAAUCGCCGUCAGGAUACGAUCUUCCGAAUGGGUCUUGGCAGUCGCAUUAUGUGUAUACCGGCAGUCCGAAAUGGCCUGGUGAUAGGGUAACUUCAGGCUGCAAAUUGUCAACUGAAGGCGCCGCUGUAACAGAGCAAGAAUUUAAGUUUGUACCCUCAGACCUCUCUACAUUAGCAUCGCCGACAAGAAAUAAGUUUGGCAUCUCUGUUGUCAACGUAAGAAAGGCUGAGCUUAAAAAAAUCGGGUACAAUGACCUCGUGGAUUGGCUACGUGAUCCGAAUCACGUGUACAUAGGACGUGACAUGACGCGUUACGUCCCCGGCGCCGUUGGUAGCAAGUGGGGUAACCCAUUUAAAGCGCGAGGCGACAAUCUGACUGUAGAAGAACGCUGUGACAUGUACAAACAAUAUAUCCUCAAUGACACUCGUAUCCAAGGUAACGGAAAAACGCUUCUGGAAUCUCUGGAUGAGUUGAAAGGCAAAGUGCUCGGAUGUUGGUGCCACCCAGCACCUUGUCACGGUCACAUGCUGGCCGAUCUCGCGCAGAAACACUGUUAUUGACGGUAUUAGGAUGCACUAUCUUCAUGUUAAAUCUUGUUAGUUUUUGUAUGGCCGAAGCUUCAAACAACCUUUAUCUGUGAUAAAACUGUCUCUUAACAUUAUUUUUCUUUACUUGCAAACCUGUCUAUGAAUGUACCCUUCAGUUUGAUGAAUUAAUGUCACAUCUUAAAUAUGCUAUAGAUUAUAUUUAAAAAAAACCCUGACAUCUGGGAGUAUGAUGGUGUUAGCUGACAUUUGCAUUACUUACAUUUUCAAUCAAUAUAAAUAGCUUGAUAUGGCUUUUAAGCGGGGAGCCUCCGAUCACCGUAUAUCAUGGCUAUGGCAAGGACAUUUCUGACAAUUUGACUUAUAUUUUCCAUGUGUGUACAAUGGACUAUCCUUCUGUCUGUGUUAUGCACCAGUCAAUUGUAACCACGGCCCCCAGGUCCGGGGGUAUACCGGGGAUAGCCGGGGAAAAGGGCCGUGUUUUUACUUUCCUGGUGACCGCGGUGGUUUUAUCAUAGCGCCAAAUUUAGCGGAGAUUGGGUAUUGUAUAGAGUCUCUGGGGUGCGGGGGUAUUUGACCGGGGUUUAACCAUCAGUUCGUCACCGCAGGGCGGGGAUUUUACCCGGGGUUGGCUGGACUGAAAGUCAGUCCCGGCUAUUCCCCGGACCUGGGGGGGGGGGGGGGCGUGGUAACAAUUGACUGGUGCAUUACCAUUAUAACAAUACGGCAUCAAACAACUAUACAAGUGAGAUACGAGGGUCAUAAGAACCUGACUAGUCUAGUAUGUUUUACAUCUGAACCUUGUUAAUACUAUAAAGACUUCAUAAGAUUACAUUAUAAAGAUUCAUAUUCCUAUUAUAAAUGUACCGUCAGUUGUAGGUUGUCCUUGACCAGAAGAUGAUCCCGAUUGUUUUUGGUCUCAGACGGCAUUUAUUGGGUGUAAUUAACGAGAAUACUUAUAAGAUAUUAAUAGAACAUUCAUGGCAUCUAUGAUGUCAAACAAUCAUGAUAUUGUAACAUCCUCUUUUCUUUAACAGAAUUCGUUAUCAUAGAAAUAAUCAGUUCAUUAGAACAUUAGGAUAAACAUCUUUCAAUCUUGAUAU
Mya arenaria is the source of this 2124-nucleotide messenger RNA. RefSeq lists its product as uncharacterized. The record is from RefSeq and is a predicted model, not a curated record. The coding region runs from base 221 to 1036 and encodes 271 amino acids. The transcript is spliced from 3 exons. NCBI's taxonomy places the organism in Eukaryota, Metazoa, Mollusca, Bivalvia, Myida, Myidae.